Effrenium voratum is the source of this 792-nucleotide messenger RNA. NCBI's taxonomy places the organism in Eukaryota, Dinophyceae, Suessiales, Symbiodiniaceae. The record is from the annotation of a GenBank genome assembly.
AUGGCACGCAGAGCGGCUUUUUUCUUCGUGUGCUGUCUGAGCUAUCUGAACUCUCCAGACUUCAGCGUGACUUCCAGUCGGCAAGUUCUCCGGGGGCCUGGGGGAGUACUCCCAAACGGGGAGCUCCGAGAUGUUUACGACAUGGAGCCGUCCACGGAAGCGAGAGAAGGGCCACUGCAGCUCUUCGCCUCGCCCAUUUACCGCCGUCGGAUACGACGGGAGGAGGACGCAGUGCGGGAACUGAACGAGGAGAUUGCAGUCAACUUCAAGCGGCUGAUGGUCCGCGACGAGAAAGGCGUCGAGUGGUCGAAGACAGACUACGCAGGCGGAUAUACUUCGUACUUCAGUCUCCCAGCGCUGCAGAAGUGGGUUCCGCCAAUCCAAACCCUUGAGCAAUGGUUGAAGCCACACAUCGAAGAGUUCAGGAAAGAAGCUGGCUUGCUGGAGGAACCGGAGCUUUUCAUGACAGACUGCUGGGCAAACGUCAUGGGUGAGGGGACGGAGCACUGCUUUCAUCAGCACAACAGAUCAACCAUCAGUGGCACCUACUACGUGCAGACUCCCAGGGGCUGCUCCAGUUUGCUCUUUGAAGAUCCGCGUUUGGACAGGACAGUUGCCAAGCGGCAGAGGAAAGUCAUUGCGUGUCCAGCGAUUGCUGGAUUCGUCGUCCUGUUCGAGAGCUGGCAACGACAUACGGUUCCUCCCAAUGCCGGUGAGGGUGAGCGCAUCAGUGUCAGUUUUAACUACCACUGGCGCUAUGAAGAGCCCACCAAGCUGCAGAGGGAAGCCUAA